Molecule: messenger RNA, 2661 nt
Organism: Arabis nemorensis
Lineage: Eukaryota; Viridiplantae; Streptophyta; Magnoliopsida; Brassicales; Brassicaceae
Source: the annotation of a GenBank genome assembly
AUGGCUGAUCAGUUCCCGUUGUUGACAAUUAGCCAAUUGCUUAAUUCUAAAGAGGUCGGAUUGAUAUCGAUUGGACUUUACAUGACAUGCAAGAGAUGUAACAAAAGGGUUUUCAAGUCUAUGAAGAGCGUAACAUAUUCUUGUGAGAUUUGCAAUAAAUCCCACGUGACAUCAUUUGUUGCAAGGUAUAACAUGCAUCUAACUGUGAUCGAUUUUUCUGGCCAAGCAAAAUUUAUUUUGUUUGAGAGUACUGCUUUCUCCAUUGUGAAGUUAACUGUCGAGGACCUCAUUAAUGGAGGAGAUUACAAUGAGGUUGAGAAUCCUGAAGAGUUGCCAGGAGUUUUGAAAAAAAUUAUUGGGAAAAAGUAUAGGACAUAUUACUCUCCUCCGGUCAAAACCAUGUCAUAUCCUCCGGUCGAUACUCCCGUCGAAACUAUUGUGACCGGGCCGUGCUCACGUGUGUAUUGGGACGUGGUGGAUUUCCCGUUCCCUAAUGGUGUUGUUCCUGAUUUGAUUUAUCAGAACAUGAAAAAAAUUCUCGAGAGUAAGGGUUUUUUUGGUGAAUUGUCAAUCAUAGCAUAUGUUAAUGAGGAAAACUUCGCGGACGAAUUGCUCGAUGUUUAUGACAAAGCCGGAAUCACCAUCAUUCACCAUCCCCAUCUAGGGGAAUAUGAUAGAUGUCGUGUUAUGUCUCUGGACAUUGCUUGGUGGGCAUACGGAAAUUUUGAGACUUUUAGAUGGAGGAAAUCCUACGACCAAAGCGGAACCGUACAAGGUCAUCACUCUAAUUUACCUAUGUCUGCUUCUCCCGAGCCUCGCACAUGUGUAUUCUGGGACGUUGUGGAUUUCCCUUUCCCUAGGGGUGUUCGUCCUAGUUUGGUUCGUCGCAAGAUGGACCUAAUUCUCGAGAAGAUGGGUUUUCUUGGUCAGGUGUCAAUUAUGGCUUAUGUUGAUAACGAAUACUUAUGGGGUAAAUUGCUCGAUGACUAUGAGAAGGCCGGAAUCACCAUCAUUCACAAUCGCCAACUAGAGGAUAAAUACGCAAGAGUUCAUACUAUAAACAUCAAAAAGGACACAGAUUUCCUUAAUGCCCUUGAAGCUUUGGAGGAUAGGUAUUACAACGUUCUUUUAGCAGUGCCUCAAGAUCUCUCACCAAGUGAGCUACAAACUGUUAGCUUUAAAUGGCUUUUGACAAGCCUUUUAGACGAAAGCGAAACCUUACAAGGUCUUAACCAUCAGUUGAACCAUAAAUUGAAGGACAGAGAGGAGAAUGUUGGUUUUUCUGAUGGACUAGCUUCUCUGUAUCCCCAACCAUUUGGCAGGUCUGAGAUAACCCUCUUCGUGGAUGUCCAGCAUUGCCCAACAGAUGAUACAGAAAUCGCCCAAGGUCUUUGUCAAAAGGGUUAUAAAGUGUUAAUAAGGCCUUAUGCCAAUGAGUAUUAUUACAUGGAUCUUCAGUGGAAGUGCGGAACUGGUCCUGAUUGUGAUUUCAUGUCUGUAGACCCUCUAAUCAGAGUCGUUACUGAAAGUAAUAAAUAUGCAAAAAUUACGAGGAUGUUAUUGGACCUUCUUUUCUGGGCGAUGAACWAUGARGAUAMACCACAAAAUUUCAUGUUUAUCUCGAAACCCGACACCAAGUGCAACAGUGUUAUUGAAGCGUUGGAACACCGAGGUUUCAACCUUAUCCUAGGACCCUCUGAGGAGGUCUCGUUGCAGCUUUGCAAAAACCUACGAGAUGGAGAAAUGCGUAUCAACCAAACCGUAAAGUUACAAGGUCGGAAGCUCAGAGAGGAGAGUCGAAAACGUGGAUCGUCUCCGAUUGCUGUCUUCUGGCUGCUUGGGGAGGAUUGCCCAUCCAAUCCCACGCUGUUGGGGUGGAAUAUUGAAUCAACACUUUUGAAGAAGGGUUUUGUGGAAAUUCUGUCAAUCACGGUUUAUGUUGACGAGGGAAAACUUUCAAAUGAACUGGAGCAUGCCUAUUACAACUCGGGGAUGAGUGUCCAUCCCGUACCUGAAGAGUUUGGAAGCACACAUAUUAAUAUAAUGGCAUGGGACAUGAUUAAGUGGACAUUUUCCAAUUCUGAACCAUCACUCUUUUUGGUAAUCGCAAAACCCUUCCAAGACGUGAUGUUGGACUGUCUUCUUGAAGAUUUUGCUCACAGAGGACUCCAUGUUCUCUUCGAGCUGCCUGAUUAUAUGGAUGAUGGAAUCGAAGUGAGAAGUGGGGCGCUUGGUCUAAGACAGCUUGGUGUUGCUGCUGCUCAUUGCAAGCUUGAUUCGUUUGUUGCAAACUUCUUUAAAAUAAGCAUUGAUGGAGCUCGCGAAGAAGUAUUACUAGAGUUUGUUGAGAAGCUAAAGACAACGAAGGAGACAGGUCAGAAAGCUGAGGCUAUGUGGGCAAACUUCAGCUCGCGGUGGUUCUCUUUGAUGCACAACACAAGUUUGAUUGAUGCUGGUGUUGUAUCUCGCUUUGUUGAAUUUCUCAUGAGGGAGGAUUAUCCACAAUUUGAGUUUGAGGCUGCUUGGGCAUUGACGAACAUUGCUUCUGGGACUUCAGAGAAUACAAAGGUGGUCAUUGAACAUGGUGCUGUUCCGAUUUUUGUCAAACUAUUGGCUUCUCCUAGUGAUGAUGUCCGUGAGGAGGAAAUGGUUUUUUGCUAA